Molecule: messenger RNA, 884 nt
Organism: Oncorhynchus masou masou (cherry salmon)
Lineage: Eukaryota; Metazoa; Chordata; Actinopteri; Salmoniformes; Salmonidae
Gene: chchd7
Product: coiled-coil-helix-coiled-coil-helix domain containing 7
Exons: 4
Coding region: 191-448 (85 amino acids)
Biological process (GO): mitochondrial respiratory chain complex assembly
Cellular component (GO): mitochondrion
Source: RefSeq, a predicted model, not a curated record
AACGCGGUGGGCAGUCAUGUAGAUUUGACCAAAGUCGAAGCGCAGUGAUUUGCGAAAGGUUCGCUGUCGCGUGAAAAUCUCAUUAUCAAACAAUUCGACUUCCUGGCUGGCUAGCUAGCUAUGCUAGCUGUGGCACUAUCAUACAUCCUCGGGGAGAGUCAUGCACAACUUUUGAGCGACGCAGCAAGAAAUGGACAAAAACGUGCGCAAGCUUCGAAGUAAAGAUAUAAACCCAUGCAUUGAAGAAAGUGAUGGCUCUCAGAAAUGUUUGGAUGCCAAUAACUAUGAUAAGAACAUGUGUUCUGCAUAUUUUCUGAGAUACAAAAACUGCAGAAAAUACUGGCACAACCUCAUGGUGAAUAGGAGACGAGACGGCGUGAAGCCUGACAUGCCAACUGCUGAGGAGCGCCAGGAGAUACUAGCUGCCAUUGGAGGCAAGCCCUAUUGAGGCAGUAGCAAGACCAGUAGAAGGAAACACUGGAUUGGGGUGUAGACCAUACUUUCCAGUAAAGCUCUGGGACAGACACCUUUUUUAUGAAGGUCUGAGAGCUCCUCCACACACCUCACCAUUAUGAUACUGACCGUGCCCCAAGAGCACUGUGUGCUGCUUGCCACUAAAGGUUGAAGGUGGCGUUGAAACCUGUCAAAUACCAAUAUCAAUGAUCAAAUCACAGUAUGCCUAAUGCUGAAAUCUGGCAAUGAAUGUGCAUAGCUGGUUAGUAUGAGUGGAGCUAUAUGGAAAAGCACUUCAAGUUGCCUUGAUGAAUCAAGUGUUUUUAAUAAUCUUUAAAGAAAGAACUGGGAAGACUAUGGGCUUACUCACCUUUAUUUGAAAGCCUUGCCAGCAUCUCUGAAAAUAAACUGAAUCUGUGUUUGUAAAAUUA